Gopherus evgoodei (Goodes thornscrub tortoise) is the source of this 2719-nucleotide messenger RNA. RefSeq names its product peptidyl-tRNA hydrolase domain containing 1 (gene PTRHD1). Gene Ontology annotation, molecular function: peptidyl-tRNA hydrolase activity. NCBI's taxonomy places the organism in Eukaryota, Metazoa, Chordata, Testudines, Testudinidae. The record is from RefSeq and is a predicted model, not a curated record.
UGCUCCGCGCCUCUCCUUCCGCGAGCGUUUCCGUACGCUAAGAUGGCAGCGCCCGGCGGUCGCUCAGCGCGAGCGCUGGUGCAGUACGUGGUGCUGCGGGGGACCUGCAGGCGGGGACCGCUCUCGUGGCCGCUGGGGGCCCUGGUGGCUCAGGCCUGCCACGCGGCCCUGGCGGUGGUGCAUGCGUACUACGGGCAGGCGGACACCGGGGCCUACCUGGCUGAGGGGGGCAGCAUGAGGACCGUGGUGCUGGAGGCCCUGGAUGAGGGUGCCUUGACGACGCUCGCUGAGACUCUGAAGCAGCACAACAUCGAUCACAAAGUGUGGAUAGAACAGCCAGAGAACAUAGCUACUUGCAUCGCACUCAGACCCUACCCCAAGGAGGAAGUGCACCAACAUCUGAAGAAAUUCAAAUUGCUCAAAUGACCUUUACCCUGGCUUCCCAUUAGAGACCCUUCACCUUCAUAGUGUCAUACAGACCUAACCAGAACAUGUAGCUUUCCUGGGUGCGUCUGGCUGUAAAAAUGGUACAGAUAUAUAUGGAGACAAUAAAGCUGCAUAUGUCCUAAAGCAUCAUUUUUAGAUGCAUCUGCUGAAGAACAUGUAACACUUCUACUGCACGUUGCUGUUAAAGCCAGUGUUCUUCAAUGGAGAUGAUGACACACUCCUGUCUUUCACUUCCAUGGAAAGGGAUUUCGGUGGAAUGUAUGAAUGCAGCUUAUUCCACAAUAAAUAUUCACUUAUCAGCUUUGAGCCAUCAAAAUUGCAGUGAGCAAAGAUGGAAAAGAUCUAAUGGGACGCUUAGUCUGUGUCCCAGCCAGUCUGUGUCCCAGCCAGAGUGGCUUUUUCCCUACAACAAACUCACUCGGUUGUGUCAAUUCUCAUUUUUAGAUUUCUCCAGAAAUCCACUGCAGCCGGGGGAAAUUAUUCCCUAGACCAACACGUCUUGCUUUCUAGGGCAGAAGUUUUCUCGAACAUUCAGCCUAAAUUUCACCCCAUUACUCCUAUCUCUGAUGCUGAAUUCUUCUCCUGCCAUGGCCCAUAGAGAAUAGGGAGUAGCGAAAUGUCCUUUAAUUUGUCUUUCAGUCCUGUCAGAACUGUUUUAGUUCCGUCUUCCCUUAAGUCAGUUCCUCCAGGCCUCUCAUCCUCCUUGUCGCUCCUCUCUGAGCUCUCUCCAGUUUGGGUCUUCCAAAUUAUGAGACACCCACGUGCAGGCUGCCCUCUAACAGCUGGGGUGAUUCCUCUGUAUAUGCAGCCCCAAAUCAUCGCUACCGUAUUGCAUAACAGGCCUGCAGUUACACCCAGGUUUGCAAUCUGUGGUGCUUUAGGUCUCCCAACACUACCACUGCCUGGCUUUCUCCCUUCAUUGCCUCCCUGUGAAGCAGCAGAAUUGUCCACAGCUAUUUGAUAGUUACCCAGAGUUUGAUCGUGGGGAGCAGGUCUUGUUAAUACUGCUGGUAGAGAGCUACCCUAUAGCACUUGAGUAACUUGCCACAACCUAUAAUUUGGGCCCCGAGAUAAGAUCCAGCUGCCUGUAUGGCACUGCCAGCUGUUCGCUUGCUUCCCCAUAAUAUAGAUGCCAACGGAGUGGGGUGAGGACAUCACUCCUUACAAGGGUUUGAAAUGAGCAAAUGCUAAGAAAGGGGGAGUCGCAGAAUGAAAUUAAGAAAGGGAAAAAUGUAGGUUGAAUACAAGGAAAAGCUCCUGGAGCUCUGAAGCCCCGAUGACUUAAUCUCUAUCUAGUGUAUGCUGGAAGGCGCAUUCCUGCAUCCGUCACAAGGGGAUGGAGUGGAUAAGCCAACUGAUCUCUUCCCUCUCUGAUUUCUGUAUGAAGGAUCAUAACUGUCAAAUAGCUGCCCUGUGUGACACUGUCAGCUCUGCUGCUGCUCAGCUUUGGUAGCUUUUCUUAGCCUCUUUCUCCAUAUGGUGAGCACCCAACAACCUCACUAUCAGACAGGCUUCUCCCCCAGAUUCACCCCUUUUACCUUUGUUUCAACUGCUGCAGCUCUGCAUCCAGCAGAAGCCCUGAUGUUGUUUUCCCCUAAGCAAAAGACAAGGGAAAGCUUAAAAAUCUGUUCUUUUAGCAUAAGGAAUGAGUAAAUACAAGCAGUGCUAGGAGGGAAGGAGAGCUGUUACUGAAGAUACAGCUUUGCCCUCUGGGACAACUGUUCAAAGCUCCCAGUGCUAAGCACUAAUGCAUUGUGCAUUAGGCCUUAUUUCUGGCAAUUUCUUUUGCCACAUGGUUGCACUGUCUAAUGGGGAGUUUUAAAUAAACCCAAGUGUCUUGGUUCAAGCCAAGCAUUUAGCUUGUCACCCCAAGGGGCUAAUAUGAUAUGGAUAGAAAUGGUUAGUGAUGCUCUUCAAAGGGGGUUAGCGAAGCUAUUUUUUUGGACAGGAUUUAGAUUAUUCCGCAUGUGUUGUUACGAAGCCAGCCACACUGGGCUAAUGUCCAGAGCUAGAAAGGGAAACAGGCAGAUCUAAAGCACUGUCCAAGCUAAAAGUAAGAUGCUAGCACUGCUGGUGAGAGGGAGCGUCACUCCCUCUCCAUAUGUGACUCCAAGCAGCGUAGUUCCUAAGCGAAAAGGCUUGACUUUGUUUUCAUAAACCAGGUGAGUUCUUUAUGCAGGUAAGUCUCAUUUGCUCCCAUGUGGCUGUGAAUCGGCAGUUCUUAUUUCAAUGGAACUGGAGUUGAAAAUAAACAUGAUUUUCUUUACCAGUC